Molecule: messenger RNA, 2145 nt
Organism: Candoia aspera
Lineage: Eukaryota; Metazoa; Chordata; Lepidosauria; Squamata; Candoiidae
Gene: GFI1
Product: growth factor independent 1 transcriptional repressor
Exons: 7
Coding region: 256-1437 (393 amino acids)
Biological process (GO): regulation of transcription by RNA polymerase II
Molecular function (GO): DNA-binding transcription factor activity, RNA polymerase II-specific; RNA polymerase II cis-regulatory region sequence-specific DNA binding
Source: RefSeq, a predicted model, not a curated record
CAGUCUGGAGGAGAGGGAGGAGGAAGCGGAGAGAGCUUUUAUUUAAGUCCCCGUGGGAGAAAAACCGUCGCCUUCCACCGUCCUUCCCCACGGUCCCUCGCAGCACUACUGGGUCGUUGGAGAGCUUUGCUGCUGGUGGCGCGCAGAGGGACGAGCGCGGGCGCUGCGACUGUUCAGUCCUAGAGGCCCGAAGGCGUCAAAAGAGUAAGCCGGGGGGAGGAGAGAGAAGGAGCGGGCAGCCACAGGCCCCCCACCAUGCCUCGGUCGUUCCUGGUCAAGAGCAAGAAGGCUCACAGCUACCACCAACCCCGAGUCCCCGACGGCGACUACGGCUGCAGCUUGGAGAGCGUCUUGGCUCAGAUCUGCGCAGACAGUACGGUUUCGCAUCUGGCUCUCCCCGAACGGGAUCCCCCGCAAGACCGCCUCUCCCCGGAUUCUCAGCUGCCCGAUGGGGCGGACAGGACCUCCGAUUCCGUCCCCAGCUGCGAAAGCAGCGUGUGUGAUGCGCCCGCCGAGAUCGAGGAUUUCUGGAGACCGCCCUCCCCCUCGGCCUCCCCAGCUUCGGAGCGGUCCAUCUGUCCAUCUUUAGAUGAACCUUCCCACUUCUCACUGCCCCUGAAACCCUACACGUGGAGCAGCCUGGGAAAUACUGAACUGAGACACUUGGUACAGAACUGCAGGCCCUGCUCAACUCUGGAACGUGGUCUCUUCUGUGAGAGGGGAUCUGAGCCUGCUCUGUAUGCAUCAGAGCGUAACUCAUCUUUUGGACUCUAUGGCGACUUUGGGUCUCCUGGACUCUUUGAGCGGCCAACAGCAGCCCCUGGAAUCUUUGUGGAGACCCCAUCUGGACUGCAACAAGAGAAGAGUGCAAAUAGCAUCAAAUUGGAAUCAGAACUCCUCUGUCGCCCUCUGUUGCUCAGCAGUGGCUCCUACAAAUGUGUCAAAUGCAGCAAGGACUUCUCUACUCCGCAUGGCCUAGAGGUGCAUGUUCGUCGUUCACACAGUGGCACCAGGCCCUUCGCUUGUGAAAUGUGUGGCAAGACAUUUGGCCAUGCUGUUAGCUUGGAGCAGCAUAAAGCAGUGCACUCCCAGGAACGCAGCUUUGACUGUAAGAUUUGUGGGAAGAGCUUCAAGAGAUCUUCAACUUUGUCCACACACCUUCUCAUCCACUCAGACACCCGGCCUUAUCCAUGCCAGUACUGUGGAAAGAGGUUCCACCAGAAAUCUGACAUGAAGAAGCAUACUUUCAUCCAUACAGGUGAGAAGCCCCACAAGUGCCAGGUGUGUGGCAAAGCUUUCAGCCAGAGUUCAAACCUGAUCACUCAUAGUCGGAAGCACACUGGCUUCAAGCCCUUUGGCUGUGAUCUGUGCGGCAAAGGCUUUCAGAGAAAGGUGGAUUUGCGGAGACACCGAGAAACACAGCAUGGUCUGAAAUGAGAACGUGGUGGAAUCCGGAAUAACAACAAAAACACUAUGUCAGCGAACUUCCUGUUUCUCCGUGUGGGCUGCCCGUGUCCAGCCUCUGUCUCUCUGGUCUGAUCCUUUGGUUCACUUCCUGCCAUAUUCUCACUAAAAAGGAAGUCAGAGGAAGUUGGUCAGAGUUUUGCAGAAUUUCACUCAAAGGCAUUGGAAUGAAAGUAAAACACCAAGCCUAAAGAGGGUGGGGUGAAAUACCUCUUUCUUUAGAAUUAAACACUGGACAAAUAACAUACGUAUCUGUUCCCCUCCCACUCCCACCUGGUAGCACAAAAGGCCCUAUUUGGAUAAGCUACUGGUAUCUAUGAGCCAGAAAAUUAUUUUUCCCAGUGAAUCCCACAGACUGCUUUGGUUUCCUGAAGGUUAAUUUUCAGGAUUGCCUGGACUUCACAUGGUAAUCACACAAAGUGGUGUGAUAAAGGAGAGUGUGAUUCAUGUUUUGUACCUUUUAAGAGUUAAAACUUCAUGUUUUCAUUAAAUCCUUUUUUGCCGAGGGAUUUUAAAUUGACAGUUAAUGGAGCAGUUGAGAACCGAAGACUGUUUCUGGUUUAUCUUUCCCUCUCUGCAAGGCAGAAAGUGUCUUAUGUGAUUGGAAAACACACAAUUGGCAAGAAGGUCCUGUCCAGUGCUAGAGUGAUAAGAGGAGAUGUGAAGCUCUGUAAGUGUCAU